UGUCCGCGCCCUGGUGCGAAAAUGUCAAGAUGGAAUGGACCAAAACAUUGAACAAAUACACAUCGAAGAAACAAAGAUUACGACCAAAAUUAGUAGCAAGUAUCUCAAUGGAUAUAUUGGCUGUAGAUGUAGGGAUAAAACCAUCAUUUCUCUUUGACUAUUGGGCAAUAACAGCUACUGAAAUGACGAACCUUCUCAAAGAAUUAAGGGACUCGGGACUAACUCAACACAAGCUUCAAGUUUUAGUAUUUAAUCCACCGGAAGAAAAGAACAGUAUGGGCGAUUUUGUACCAGAUGUAUUCAUAUUCGAUAGAAAUUCCACUGUUGACUGGUUAAACAGCGUAUUGAAUGGUGGCAGCCCGGUUACUGUUGUGGACGUAUCCAAGGAAGUUGGACGACCCGUGGUGAAAAUCGACAUUACGGACAUUACGGAGCAAGUGGGUGGAAUUAUUACCCAUAUUCAGCUGAGCAGGGAAUUUGAUGUGGUGGAAAUUCCUACCUCUGCUGAGUGGAAUUUGACCACAUUAUCUGGGGUUCUUUUGGGGUACCCGUUCUCAUACUGGUACCACCCACCUUCCCCUGACGCUGAUAACUGUCUGGGUUAUACACCUCAAGUGAACUAUCAGGUGACCUGUAAGAUGAACACUGACGGUGCCAUAUCAGCUAAGAAAGAGCUUGUGGAUCAUACUUUGUAUUCUUUCAGCAUUCCCCACAGUGUGAACAGUGAAGAAACGAUUAAUUUCUGGUUUAAAAGUUUGCAAGGGAAAUUCCAGAGACAGAAUAUAUUUUUAGAUCCUUACUUAUCACACAAAGAUAUUACUCUUCCAUCUGUGGCUCUUUAAUUAAUUAAAUGUGUCAAAUUGGAUUUUUAAUAUUUUUAAUGUGUUUAUAAAUUAUAGCAAGUGCAAUUGAGUAAAAGAGCAAAUAAUUUAAAGCUGAAUUUUGAUUGUUUUUGUUUUACUUCAUUCUCGUGGAUUUUUUAAAAAAUAUAUCUGUGAAUAUGGGUUUUUAAACAAGUAUUGUUGUUUAAACAAGUGCCAUGUUAAUCCAAAAUUUAAGAAAAGCAGAAUAUGUUCUGACAUUUUCAUUCAAGGAGUAAAGCUUGGCAUUGAAUUUUCAUCUUUAAUAUGUAUAAUUAUUUAAUAAUCACAUUUUUUAUAUUGAAUAAAUUAAGACUUCACCUUGUAAG
This is a messenger RNA of Lingula anatina, 1189 nucleotides long. Its product is annotated as UPF0739 protein C1orf74 homolog. NCBI's taxonomy places the organism in Eukaryota, Metazoa, Brachiopoda, Lingulata, Lingulida, Lingulidae. The record is from RefSeq and is a predicted model, not a curated record.